Molecule: messenger RNA, 2112 nt
Organism: Eutrema salsugineum
Lineage: Eukaryota; Viridiplantae; Streptophyta; Magnoliopsida; Brassicales; Brassicaceae
Exons: 3
Coding region: 1-2112 (703 amino acids)
Source: RefSeq, a predicted model, not a curated record
AUGUCGAACCAUUCCAACAAUUCAUUAGAUUCACUCUUUAACUACGGGCCGAGCCGUGUAGACACCGAGGCGAGAGGUGUAACAGGAUCCUCCGAGGCGUUUAUCUCGCCGAGCUUUUCCAACCGUUCAUCCAAAAGCAACGAGGCGUCAAAUCGUUCAAAUCCGUCAGGCGCUCGCUCUCCAGAUGACGAGCCGUCGGUUUCGACGAACCACCCUCAAGGUCCCGCUCUCGACGAAGAUGUUAAUCAUGCCGCAGUGAAAGCCGAGGAGGAAGCGUUUCCCUUUGAUCUGUUUGAGGCGAAGCGUGAAUUAGAACGUCUUAUGGCGUCCCCAGGUGCUUCUUCUUCUGGGCGAGGGAAACGAGUGAAAAGACAAAAACCUGACCCGCCCGGCUCUACGCUCUCCUCCCCUGACUCACUCAAGCCGUUGAGAUGUCGAUUCGGGAUAUCUGAGGCGGUAGAAUUCGUCCUUCCAGAGAAGAAUGACCGAGCCGACAAACCUCCUGAGAAUCACUUUACUCUGUACGAGGCGUUCUUCGAGCUUUGUAUUCUCUGGUUCCUGAUCCCCGGAAUUAUCCUUGAGUACCUCUGGAAACAUGGGAUCUCAAUCGGGCAGAUCAUGCCGAGGGGUCUGCGGCACAUGAUCGGCAUUCUGGUUCGAAGUUUUGAAUGCGGGCUUGAUAUUGAACUGAAUCACCUGCUAAACUUGUUGGAGAUCAGAAAAUCUCCGAAGGGAGACAGAUUUUAUAUCUCCAACAAGUACAACCGCCGGAUCAUAGGUGGUUUUCCAAGCAAGGAUCAGUUUUGGACCGAGCGCUUCUUCUAUGUAUUGGUGAACGAGGCGUCAGUCGGCGAGGAUUACGUUCAAAAAACCAAAACCACUUGGGGACCACUUGUUCGGAACAUUCUUCCCCCGAUUCCCGACGACCUUUUUGCUAUUCGAGAUUCUCUUGCGGCUCAGAGAGUUAAUUGGAAGAAGCAUUUUUCAUUCGAGAGAGUGGAAAAAGCACGAGCCAUUCUUGCCGGAGUUCCUGUUAGCUCUUCGUCUUCGAAUUCCUCGCUAGACACAAGGGAGAAAAUGGUGAUCAUUACUCUUAGAGAUAAGAAAAGGCACGAAGAAGAAGAAGAUGCGAGACAAGCCGCCGAGGCGGCUCAAACAGAAACCGAGGCUGUCCCUCAGACCGAUCCGCCGAGCCGUGAAGGUGAAGGCACGGUCCAAGCCGCGGAGGCAAACGUUGCCGAGGCGACCGAGAAAGAAGCAGCGCCCGAGGUGGAACCGGGCGAAAUUAUUCCCGAGGCACCCAAAGAUGACUCUGCGGCGCGGAGUAAAACUCUUUCAAUCGGCUAUUCUGGCUCUUCCGAAGUCAUCGAGGCCCCCGACUUCGUUGUAGCGGCCAUCAACGAGCUGAUAGCUGAAUACGAGGCAGACGUGUCCAAGGUCGAACGUCGCCUGGACGAGGCUCGGAACGAGACCGCGGCAGCGAAGGGGAAGCUGGACAAGGCGAUGACCAGGGUGUCGAGGCUAGAAAAGGGGAAGAUAGUUCUUCGUGCCGAUGUCGACAAGGUUUCUUCCUCGGUCAUUCACCUCGAGGAAGUUAGGAGAGCCAAAAGCACCGAGGUGGCGUUGCUCAAAAGGCGUAUCGAGGCCAAGGAUGCCUUGUUUAACACCAAGGUCAAGCGUGCGAAGAAGGAAGCGAGGCGAGAGCUGACGGCUAAGUUUCAGGAGCGCCUCGCCAAGGUGGAGGAAGGUUUGGCCAAGCUCGAGAAGGCCAAAACCGAUGAGAACGUGCUGGGGCAAAUCAAGGGCAACCUUGCGAUGAUUGCCGAUCUGAGGAAACAAGACGCCCCUACGCUCGACGACGAGGAGGCAAAACUAAAGAGCUGGGAGAGCGAGUACGCCGACGACGAGGCGUAUGAGCGCAUUGCCUCCGAGAUCCGAGGCGAGCUGGUCUUCUCGCCUGUGUCGCCGGGCUCUGUAGACACCAGUCUUGGUAACGAGCCGCUCGAAGAGACAGCGGCCAACUUGGGUGUCGUAGAUCCGACCGGAUCGAAUGCGGGUACGCCAGCCCUCUCGAACAUCCUUGUCGAGCGUGGAACGCAGUCUGCGGCUUGA